AUGGGUGGUCGACCCGAUGGCCUCCAUCGUGCCCACAGGUCGGAGCAGCGGUACAGAGUCUACUCUCCUGUACAUGAGGAUGGUCGGCUGCAUCAGAAAAGCAACACUUGGUCUUCAUACGACAGAUACCGUCAAGUUGUCGAUGAAGCAUUUUGGGAAGCACCGACGCUAUACGCCUUCUCAUAUAUCACGAUCAUUUUGGGAUGUUGCACGAUUAUUGUGGCAUUCUUUGGUUGUUGCGGUGUGAAUGCGGAAAGUCGUGUUCUACUAAUAGUUUAUGCUAUGGCCGUUUUUCUCCUUCUUAUUGACGUUGAACUAUCGGAUGCUUUAAAUUAUAUGGUGCAGCACUACUACCAGGGUGCAGGCAUUAUACAGGAGUCUCUCGAUCGUUUGCAAAUCACGUUUCGUUGCUGUGGAAACGCUGGUUGUUCCGACUUUCGUGCAUUUCGUCAGGACCCUCCACGAUCAUGUGACAUAAGAUGUGAUGGUUGUCACUACCGGAUUUGGGUCGCCUUAAGUAUAGGCUUCUCGAUAACGUUGGUGGUUUUCUUCGUUGUCGUUAUCUGUCAAGUUCUGGCCCUAGCAUUUGCGCUCUAUAUAGUUUUCAUUCGCUCCGAGCAAGUUCAUAUGGUCUACGUUGACCGAGGAAGAGACUCAAAAUCAGAGCCGCGCAGGUUCGUUACGGAGACGUUGCAGAACCAUAACGUACCAUAUAAUUUGAAGAAAGCUGGACACGGAAGGGACUGA
Angiostrongylus costaricensis is the source of this 747-nucleotide messenger RNA. The record is from the annotation of a GenBank genome assembly. Lineage: Eukaryota; Metazoa; Nematoda; Chromadorea; Rhabditida; Metastrongylidae.